Messenger RNA from Aegilops tauschii subsp. strangulata, 1414 nucleotides. Its product is annotated as pirin-like protein. The record is from RefSeq and is a predicted model, not a curated record. NCBI's taxonomy places the organism in Eukaryota, Viridiplantae, Streptophyta, Magnoliopsida, Poales, Poaceae.
CGUGGGAGCACAGACUCGCUCACAGCAAAACAUACUAUAGCGCAGCCAAGGUCUGCAGAGCUCCGGCUGUCUGUCACGUACGUGCGUAUAUACAUACACGCAGCCCGCCAGCCAUGUCUGCCGCCGCAUGCGUCUCCUUCUGCCCCUCCCCCGCGUCCUCUCGCCACGGCGGGCCGAUCGUCGACUUGGCCGGGCUGCCGCCGGCUACGGAGGCGGAGGAGCGCGGCGCCCAGAGGGACCUCCUGGAGUUCGGGGUCAACGGAACGAUCGGCGCCAACAGUGACAGUGACGAAGAUGCUGCUGCUGCUGAGAUCGAUGACGAGGAGGAGCACUCGGUGAGGAGGCCACGGGCGGUGGUUCAGAAGUUCAUGUGCGAACGCAAGGCUGUCGGCGACGGCUUCGCUCUCCGGAGGAGCAUUGGCAGGCCUGAGUUGCAGAGCUUGGAUCCUUUCAUCUCCUUGGAUGAGUUUGAAUUUUCUCGUCCAGCUGGCUUUUCUGAUCAUCCACACCGAGGAUUCGAGAAUGUUACCUACAUGCUUGAGGGAGGCUUGAGUUACCAUGACUUUUCAGGCCACAAGGGCACGAUCAACACCGGAGAUGUUCAGUGGAUGACGGCCGGGCGUGGUGUGGUGCACGCAGAGAUGCCGGGUGGUGAGGGGGUGCAGAGGGGCCUCAACCUCUGGCUCAACCUCUCCUCAACAGACAAGAUGGUGGCGCCGAGGUACCAGGAGCUGAGGAGCCGCGACGUCCCCACGGCGGAGAAGGACGGCGCGUCCAUCAAGGUCAUCGCCGGCGAGGCCCUGGGCGCGCGCUCGCCGAUCCAGACGCGCACCCCGGCCAUGUGGCUCGACGUGACCAUGCGGCCCGGCGCGCGCCUGCGCCAGCCCGUCCCAGCCGGCUGGAGCGCGUGCGCCUACGUCAUCGACGGCGAGGCCAGCUUCGGCCAGCCAGGGGACGAGGCGGCCGGCGCGCAUCACUGCGUCGUGUUUGGCGGCGACGGCGAUGGCGUGGACGUGCGGAGCGAAGGCGCGGGGACCCGGUUCUUGCUGCUGGCGGCGCGGCCGCAUGGCGAGGCGGUGGCGCUGGACGGGCCCUUCGUGAUGAACACGAGCGAGGAGGUGCAACAGGCCAGGGAGGACUACCUGAACCGCCGCAACGGCUUCGAGAUGGCCGCCGGCUGGACCUCUGGCCAGUGACCACAGUCGUGCAUUCACAGACAUUGGUGAGCCAACGAGAGAAGAAGGUGCCAUGGCAGUCGACGGCACAACGGGGCUGCAUUGCAUGUAUUUUUUUUUCUGCCUAGUGAUCGGUCUAGCUCAAAAUCCAAUCCAAAGGCCCACGGGGUUAUUUGUUCUAGUCAAGAUAUAAGUGUUCUUUAUGGCGAAAGAAAAAUAUAAGUAUUGCAUGAUGGUCA